This is a messenger RNA of Castor canadensis (American beaver), 736 nucleotides long. It is a transcript of the gene Atp5f1d, whose product is annotated as ATP synthase F1 subunit delta. Gene Ontology annotation, biological process: proton motive force-driven ATP synthesis. NCBI's taxonomy places the organism in Eukaryota, Metazoa, Chordata, Mammalia, Rodentia, Castoridae. Gene Ontology annotation, molecular function: proton-transporting ATP synthase activity, rotational mechanism. The record is from RefSeq and is a predicted model, not a curated record.
AGCCCCAGCGUGCCGUCGUCCUCGUCCUCAAGGCCUCUGUGCGGCCGGAAUCUACUGUCCGCCUGCCGAAAUCCUCUGUCUGUCGCCGCCGCCACCAUGUUGCCCGCCGCACUGCUCCGCCGCCUGGAACUGGGCCGCCUCGUGCGCCAGGCACGCGCCUAUGCCGAGGCUGCUGCCUCCCCGGCUCCUGCCGCCGGACCCGGCCAGAUGUCCUUCACCUUCGCCUCUCCCACGCAGGUGUUCUUCAAUGGUGCCAACGUCCGGCAGGUGGACGUGCCCACACUCACUGGAGCCUUUGGUAUCCUGGCGGCCCAUGUGCCCACUCUGCAGGUCCUGCGGCCUGGGCUGGUUGUGGUCCACGCUGAAGAUGGCACCACCACUAAGUACUUUGUGAGCAGUGGCUCCAUCACAGUGAAUGCUGAUUCAUCGGUACAGUUACUGGCAGAAGAGGCUGUGACCCUGGACAUGCUGGACCUGGGGGCUGCCAGGGCUAACCUGGAGAAGGCGCAGUCGGAGCUGUCUGGGGCUGCAGAUGAGGCUGCUAAGGCAGAGAUUCAAAUCCGUAUCGAAGCCAAUGAGGCCCUGGUGAAGGCCCUUGAGUAGGCGGUUUCUCCAAUCUGAUGGGCUCCCCUACCCUGUGUCCCUGCAGAGCUGCCAACCUCCAGCUCCAGAGCCACAUGUAUGGAAGACCUGCUCCACCCUCACCCCCAAUUAUUAAAAACCAGGAAUCUGAUUG